Molecule: messenger RNA, 198 nt
Organism: Cylicostephanus goldi
Lineage: Eukaryota; Metazoa; Nematoda; Chromadorea; Rhabditida; Strongylidae
Source: the annotation of a GenBank genome assembly
AUGAUCAGAUUCGAUCCGGACGAAGACGACGACAUGAGCGAAGAGAAGCGCUUCUACUACUUGAGGCUCAUGGCGAAGCCUGGUCGUAAACCGAUCAAGACCAAAUUCGUCACUUGGUCGCCAGAACAACAGAGUAGUAGUCGUGACGAGGAUCCGGUGCUUGAGGUAGUGCACGCUGUGUUUAUCGUUUUCUUGUGA